AUGAUUAGGAAAACAAUUCAAAGAAUAAUGCCAACAGCCAAGAAAGUUAUAGUUAUUGCUGGUACAACUGGUGUUGGUAAAUCCCAACUUUCCAUCCAGUUAGCAACUAAAUUCAAUGGGGAGAUCAUCAAUUCUGAUUCUAUGCAAGUUUAUAAGGAUAUUCCAAUCAUAUCAAACAAACAUCCCAUCGGGGAACGUGAAGGAAUCCCACAUCAUGUCAUUAACCAUAUUGAUUGGACUGACGAAUAUUACCUACAUAAAUUUGAAGAAGAAUGUUUGCAAACUAUUGAAGAGAUUCAUAGUAGAGGGAAGAUACCUAUUAUAGUUGGUGGUACACAUUAUUAUUUACAAGCACUUUUCAAUAAAAAAGUAGAGACUGGUAGUAGGGAACUGGCUAAGAAAGAGUCUGAAAUACUGAAUUCAAAUGAUCCGAACUUGAUCUAUCAGACUUUGAUGGUAGUGGAUCCUGAUAUUGCAAAAAAGUAUCAUCCACAUGAUACAAGAAGAGUUCAAAGGAUGUUGGAAAUAUAUUAUACAACUGGAAAGAAACCAAGUGAAAUGUACAAUGAUCAGCAAUUAACUCUUAGAUAUAAUACAUUGUUUCUAUGGUUAUAUAGUGACCCAAUACCACUAGAUAAGAGACUAGAUGAUAGAGUAGAUGCCAUGCUAGAAAGUGGUGGGAUGGAUGAGAUUAACCAGUUAUAUUCUUAUUAUAAGGAGAAUAAUUUUAAACCGGAACAAUGUGAAAAUGGAGUAUGGCAGGUAAUUGGGUUCAAAGAAUUUUUACCUUGGCUAGAAAAGAGCUCCGGAGUUACUUUAGAAGAGUGUGUUGAUAAGAUGAAGAUUAGAACUAGACAAUAUGCAAAAAAGCAAGUAAAAUGGAUUAGAAAGAUGUUAAUCCCAGAUAUUAAUGGUGAUAUAUAUAUAUUGAACGCAUCUGAUUUGGACAAAUGGCAAAACAUAGUGUCUAAGAGAGCGAACAGCAUAGCAGAAGAAUUUGUCAAUGAUACCACCAUCAUUGAGGAAAGAGCUCCAGUUGAAUUAAGUCAUUUAUUAGAUGGUAUUGAAAUGUCAACGAAGGUAAAGCAAAAUAAAACAGAAGCUUGUGAACAAUUCAUUUGUGAAAUUUGUUGUGACCAACAAGGAGAAAAACUAAGAGCAAUAGGUACUAAAAACUGGGAAAUUCAUUUGAAAAGUAGGAGACAUAAAAGGAAUCUAACUAGAGGAGUAAAGAAGGCCCAAUAUGAAAAAUGGAAGGCGCAAAAUAAAUCUAGCACAAGAGUAUGA
Messenger RNA from Naumovozyma dairenensis CBS 421, 1287 nucleotides. RefSeq names its product tRNA dimethylallyltransferase (gene MOD5). Gene Ontology annotation, cellular component: mitochondrion. The transcript has a single exon. The coding region runs from base 1 to 1287 and encodes 428 amino acids. The record is from RefSeq and is a predicted model, not a curated record. NCBI's taxonomy places the organism in Eukaryota, Fungi, Ascomycota, Saccharomycetes, Saccharomycetales, Saccharomycetaceae. Gene Ontology annotation, biological process: tRNA modification. Gene Ontology annotation, molecular function: tRNA dimethylallyltransferase activity; ATP binding.